UCUUCUGAGAAAGUUCAGCUCUUCAUCAUCUACAGAAGCUCCUCAGACUCCUCCUGCACUGACAGCCAUGGUUCUCAGUGGAACUCUAAGUGUGUUCCUGCUCUGUCUUCUCUCUCUCUCUCUGAGAGGAACUGAAGCUAUAGAUGUGGACCAGAACACUCUGUCUAAGAUCAUCAGCUACAUUCAGACCAAUUAUGGAUCUGGUACAGAUCAGUUUGCUGUGGCCAUCAGCGUUCCACCUGAAAUGUGUUAUGCUGGUGUGACAGAUGAUCAGAUUAAAUCAGAUUUACUUCCAAAUGAUCCUAGCGAGAACGUGAGGAAUGCCAUGAAUGGUGACGAUAGAGUCUAUAGAGGUGAACGGCUGAUCGGUGCCAAACCAAAACCAAUCCCUGAUAAGCCAGGCAGUAACUACCACGCUGAGUACCUUCUGCUGAUUAAGCCAUCUCCUACAGAUCCACUCAUUAAGGAACUGAUAAGGGACGAAAAGUACAACUGUUUGAUUUUCUACACCUACAACUCUCCCUGUUCGAACACCUGCUCAACACCUGGGAAGCGGUACAGCAUCAUCCCUGCACUCAACAGGUGGUUCAGGAACAACAGAGGCCCUAAAGCUUUUGUUUUCAGACAGGUUUGGAGAGAUGAUUUAUCUGGUCCAAAUGCUACUCAGUGGGAAAAUAACAUAAGGAUAGUGAAUUUCAGAGUGCCGCUGUACCGCUGUGAUAACGCUGGCUGUACUCGCUGUGUGAAUAAUAAUGUGGUUAAUACUCAGUGCACCCCGGACCAGUCGCCAGUCCGUCACAGGACAGACAGACAUAAACAUAAACAGCUGUAA
This is a messenger RNA of Colossoma macropomum (tambaqui), 832 nucleotides long. RefSeq lists its product as uncharacterized. The transcript has 4 exons. Lineage: Eukaryota; Metazoa; Chordata; Actinopteri; Characiformes; Serrasalmidae. Bases 68 to 832 code for a protein of 254 amino acids. The record is from RefSeq and is a predicted model, not a curated record.